AUGAGCGCGCCGAGCCCGGGCCGCCGCCGCCGCCGCCGCCGCCGGGAGCCGCGCAGGCCGCGAGCCGCCGCCAUGGCCACGCCGCUGCCCGGCCGCGCGGGCGGGCCCGCCACGCCGCUGUCGCCCACGCGCCUGUCGCGGCUGCAGGAGAAGGAGGAGCUGCGAGAGCUGAACGACCGCCUGGCGCACUACAUCGACCGCGUCCGCGCGCUCGAGCUGGAGAACGACCGGCUGCUGCUCCGGAUCUCCGAGAAGGAGGAGGUGACCACGCGCGAGGUGAGCGGCAUCAAGGCGCUGUAUGAGGCGGAGCUGGCCGACGCCCGCCGCGUCCUGGACGAGACGGCCCGAGAGCGCGCCCGGCUGCAGAUCGAGGCCGGGAAGCUGCAGGCCGAGCUGGAGGAGGCCAGCAAGAGUGCCAAGAAGCGGGAGGGCGAGCUCAGCACGGCCCAGGCCCGCCUGAAGGACCUGGAGGCGCUGCUGCACCGCAGCGAGGCGGAGCUGGCCGCCGCCCUCAGCGACAAGCGCGGCCUGGAGAGCGCCGCGGCCGAGCUGCGGGCCCAGCUGGCCAAGGCGGAGGACGGCCACGCCGUGGCCAAGCAGCAGCUGGAGAAGGAGACGCUGAUGCGCGUGGACCUGGAGAACCGCUGCCAGAGCCUGCAGGAGGAGCUGGACUUCCGCAAGAGCGUGUUCGAGGAGGAGGUGCGGGAGACGCGGCGGCGGCACGAGCGCCAGCUGGUGGAGGUGGACAGCAGCCGGCAGCAGGAGUACGACUUCAAGAUGGCGCAGGCGCUGGAAGAGCUGCGCGGCCAGCACGACGAGCAGGUGCGGCUGUACCGGCAGGAGCUGGAGCAGACCUACCAGGCCAAGCUGGACAGCGCCAAGCUGAGCUCUGACCAGAAGGACAAGGCGGCCAGCGCGGCGCGCGAGGAGCUGCAGGAGGCGCGCAUGCGGGUGGAGUCGCUCAGCUACCAGCUCUCGGGGCUGCAGAAGCAGGCAAGUGCCGCCGAGGACCGCAUCCGGGAGCUGGAGGAGAGCGCGGCGGGCGAGCGGGACAAGUUCCGCAAGAUGCUGGACGCCAAGGAGCAGGAGAUGGCGGCCAUGCGCGACCUGGUGCAGCAGCAGCUGGCCGAGUUCCAGGAGCUGCUGGACGUGAAGCUGGCGCUGGACAUGGAGAUCAGCGCCUACCGCAAGCUGCUGGAGGGCGAGGAGGAGAGGCUGAAGCUGACCCCCAGCCCGUCCUCGCGCGUCACCGUCUCGCGUGCGUCCGCGAGCAGCAGCGGCAGCAGCGUGUCCACGGCAGGGCGCGCGGGCCGCGGGAAGCGGCGGCGGCUGGAGGCGGAGGAGCUGGUGGGCAGCGGGCCCGGCGCCGGCAGCGGCAGCAGCUUCCGCCUGGCCCAGCAGGCCUCGGCCACGGGCGCCGUGGGCAUCGAGGAGGUGGACCUGGAGGGCAGGUUCGUGCAGCUGAAGAACAGCUCGGACAAGGACCAGCCCCUGGGGAACUGGCGCAUCAAGCGGCAGGUGCUGGAGGGCCCGGAGAUCGCCUACAAGUUCACGCCCAAGUACGUGCUGCGCGCGGGCCAGACGGUCACGGUGUGGGCCGCCGGGGCGGGCGUGGCGCACAGCCCCCCGUCCACGCUGGUGUGGAAGAGCCAGAGCAGCUGGGGCGCGGGCGAGAGCGUGCGCACGGUGCUGCUGAACGCCGACGGCGAGGAGGUGGCCAUGCGCACGGUGAAGCAGUCCGCCGCCGCCGCGCGGGAGAGCGGGGACGGGGAAGAGGACGGGGAAGAGGACGAGGAGGCUGCGCUGGGCGAGGAGGACCUGUUCCACCAGCAGGGAGACCCCCGCACCACGUCGAGAGGCUGCCGCGUGAUGUGAGCGCAGCGCCCCGCCCGCGGCCGCCCAGGACUGUUAGUUUUCUAUCAUUGGCUUUCCCUACACCGUUACCAUUUCUCGAGAAUUCUUCCCAAACUGCGGGG
This is a messenger RNA of Lepus europaeus (European hare), 1976 nucleotides long. RefSeq names its product lamin B2 (gene LMNB2). The transcript is spliced from 12 exons. Bases 1 to 1875 code for a protein of 624 amino acids. The record is from RefSeq and is a predicted model, not a curated record. NCBI's taxonomy places the organism in Eukaryota, Metazoa, Chordata, Mammalia, Lagomorpha, Leporidae.